Messenger RNA from Meyerozyma guilliermondii ATCC 6260, 1524 nucleotides. RefSeq lists its product as uncharacterized. Lineage: Eukaryota; Fungi; Ascomycota; Pichiomycetes; Serinales; Debaryomycetaceae. Gene Ontology annotation, molecular function: ATP binding; protein kinase activity. The record is from RefSeq and is a predicted model, not a curated record. Gene Ontology annotation, biological process: protein phosphorylation. The transcript has a single exon. The coding region runs from base 1 to 1524 and encodes 507 amino acids.
AUGGUUCGAGUCACGUCAGCAGACGAACUAGAGGUUUGUGAAGAAGUUGGCAGAGGGGCGUUUGGAGUGGUCUACCGUGGCCACGUGAGAGCAUCUGGACUCGAAGUUGCAAUCAAACAAAUCGAUCUUGAAAACGAUCCGACAGAUUUGCUGGACAUUUUGCGGGAGAUUCAGAUAAUAUCCGAAUGCCGACUUCCUCAGAUAACGAGUUUCUAUGGCUGUUUUGUGAAAAACUAUCAAUUGUGGGUAGUGAUGGAAUUCGCAGAUGGUGGUUCUAUCUUCGAUAUACUUCGGCCUGGUCCAAUGAAAAACGAAAAAACAAUAGCCAUAAUUCUCAAGGAGGUUCUUGUUGCCCUUGAGUAUUUGCAUGACCAGGGAAAAAUACACAGGGACCUCAAGUCACAAAAUAUUCUUCUCACUCGUCUGGGCAACGUCAAGUUGACAGACUUUGGAGUUUCUGCUCAACUCUCCUCCAACUUUUCUCGACGGAACACCACCGUCGGCACACCAUACUGGAUGGCCCCGGAGGUCAUUUUAAACAGCAAUGGUGGCCAUAGCUUCAAGGCUGACCUUUGGUCUUUGGGCUGUUGUGCCUACGAAUUGGUUACUGGUAAACCACCAUUACAGCGAGAUUAUCCUCCCAUGAGGGCUCUCCGUCACAUAUCAACGUGCUCAAGCGACGACAAAUUUGCUGAGCUUAUCGGGUUGGACGAGCUUGACAUAUCAGCAGACCUCUGUGAUUUUUUACGUCAUUGCUUUGUGGUGGACCCUACAAAACGCUACAGUGCUCCCAAGCUAUCCAAACACCGCUUCAUCACCAGCAAUACAGUCUCUUCCGAAGAUCAAGCUAUUCUUAUUCGCAAAGCCAUCACCAACAAACAGCUCUGGGAUCAAGAAAAUCAAAUUGAUAAAACGCAAAAGUUCUAUAUAGAAUCAGAAAUUGCCAGGAACCAACAACAGUGGAAGCAAUCGGACUCUCCCGAAGACGAAAAGUUUCCCGAAAUUCAGUUCGAUUUCAGUACCAUCAAGGCGACUCCAAAUGUCAAAACCGACAUGGCAUCUCCAGCUUCGCUGUCAUCGCUGCCCAUACGCCGUGGUACUUACAGAACAGCCUCGAAACAGGCUGAUUUGGAGAGAUUGGUUGGGGUUGAGCUUGCAAAAAUACUCAAUAGAGCACUUCAUAAGCUAGAGUCUCGCGCAAAUUUGACGACGGAACAAUACGAGUUGAUUGAGUCACUAAACGAGCUUUUUUUGAAUCUACUCAGUGUGUGUCCUAGCUCUGAGAAGUCCGAAGGCAUAACCGGCCGCUUUAUUAUCCUUCAAUAUCUACGCUAUGUCUUGAAGGAAAUAAUGAAAGAGGGCGAUUCCACUCGAUCAUUAAUACAACGACUGGUUUUCCCCUCUUCAUUCAGCAACUACUCCAAACCAUCAGACAGUCUCACCACAAGAAGAUACACAUCCCAGUACGAUGAAAUCGAGAGCAGCCUUCUAGAAUCGUGGAUCGAAAAAAUGAGCCAAAGUUAG